Molecule: messenger RNA, 3009 nt
Organism: Penicillium taxi
Lineage: Eukaryota; Fungi; Ascomycota; Eurotiomycetes; Eurotiales; Aspergillaceae
Product: hydantoinase/oxoprolinase family protein
Exons: 5
Coding region: 1-3009 (1002 amino acids)
Biological process (GO): glutathione metabolic process
Cellular component (GO): cytosol
Molecular function (GO): 5-oxoprolinase (ATP-hydrolyzing) activity
Source: RefSeq, a predicted model, not a curated record
AUGACUCAAGGAUCAGGUCCAUAUCGCAUUGGCGUCGAUGUAGGUGGGACAAACACAGACGCGGCCAUUAUCGAUAUUUCAGCUACAGAAUCAGAAUCAAGGGGUGUGCGUGCUUCGGGCAAGACUCCAACAACGACAGACGUCACAUCUGGCAUCCACACAGUGAUUGAGAAUGUGUUGUUAAAAUCUCAAGUUGAUCGGCGGGAUGUUCUCAGUGUAGCUAUUGGAACAACGCACUUUGUCAAUGCUGUUGUGGAGGCAGACGCCCGGCGAUUGAGUAAAGUCGCUGUUAUCCGACUGUGUGGUCCCUUCACAAAACAGGUGACGCCGUUUUCUGACUUCCCACCUGCCUUGAAGGAGAUCAUGGGUGGGCCGGUAUUUUACUUGGAUGGAGGUCUCGAAAUCGAUGGUCGGGAAAUUACACCGCUAAACCCGGAGCAAAUCAAGACAACUGUCCAGAGCAUUCAAGCUUCGGGAGCUAAGAUGGUGGCCAUUGUGGGUGUUUUCUCGCCACUAGACCACCAAGGUAUUCACGAAGAGACCUGUAGAAAACUGAUUCUCGAGCAAGAUCCAUCAAUGUCUGUGGUGUGUUCGCAUAAGAUUGGCGGCGUCGGGCUGCUAGAACGAGAGAAUGCGACGAUCCUGAACGCUUCAAUUUUGAAUCUCGCCCGACGUACUGUGCAGGCCUUUUGUGAGGCAAUGGUGAAGCUACGUCUGGACUGCCCGCUGUUCCUUACCCAGAACGAUGGUACAUUGACAGACGCAGUUACUGCGGCCGAGCUGCCAAUUAAGACUUUCGCAUCUGGACCGACUAAUAGUAUGACGGGUGCAGCAUACCUGGCAUCAUUAGAUCGUGGAGGAAAAGCAAAGGUCGAGACCCAGGUGCUAGUAGUCGAUGUAGGAGGGACAACAAGUGACUUGUGUGCUUUACUGCCAUCCGGAUUUCCACGACAGGCCCCGAAUUUUAUCGAGGUUGGAGGUGUACGAACCGCAUUCUCAAUGCCAGAGGUAUUCUCUGUUGGGCUUGGUGGCGGUAGUCGCGUGGUGUAUGAUGCUGAUUCUGAUACUGUUCAAGUCGGACCCGAAUCCGUCGGGCAUUACCUCACUAGCAAAGCUCUUGUCUUCGGUGGCGAUGUAAUGACAACUACGGAUAUUGUGGUUGCUUCCGGGAAAGCAGACAUUGGGGAUCCGAAGAGAGCACAUGCCAUUGACCCCAAUAUCGUUAUCAAGGCUCGGGCGCAGAUUAAAAAGAUCUUAGAGCAGUCGGUUGAUGACAUGAAGGUUUCUGAUCUCCCUGUUACAUUGCUAUUAGUCGGCGGUGGAUCGAUUGUCCAGAUGGACGAUCUAGACGGUGUCGCAGAAUGUAUAAUUCCGCCGCAUCAUGACUCCGCGAAUGCUGUUGGGGCUGCUAUUGCCAAGGUUGCUGGAGAAGUUGAUAUGAUCGAGAUUCUGGCGGGACGUGACGAGAAGACUGUGCUGGAGGAAGGGAAGUGCCAGGCCAUUGAAGCUGCAGUUGCUCGUGGAGCUGAUAUUUCCGACGUCAAGAUUGUGGCCAUCGAGAAGAUUCCACUUCAAUAUGUCACCAACAAAGCUACUCGACUCAUCAUUAAGGCCAUAGGUCGAUUGGCAUUGUCUGCCUCAACUCAAUCACCUGCAAAAGGGAGGACAUCAAGCGAAGCGUUGAUCCAAUUCGAUACAGAGGAUGAACCGGAAAAGCAAUUCAAGCAACAGGCAGGUGCUGACGCUCUCAAAUCUGCAGUCAAAUACUCACUCAGCAUCGAUAUCGACGCCUACCAGCCUGAUGUACGUGAUGGUGUAUGGUAUAUUGCUCCUGUGGAUCUAGAAUUUAUGGCAACCGGCACUGGCGUUCUCGGAACAGGUGGCGGCGGUCCAUCAUAUAUCCAAUACCUUCAAUGCCUGGAAAGUCUCCGAAGCCCAGGUGCAGAAGGAAAGAUGAGAGUGGUGGCUCCUUGUCAUCUCAAAGACUCUGAUAUUUGCGUCUUUGGUUCUUGGUAUGGAGCGCCCAGCGUCUCAGGCGAGAGAAUGCCAGCUGGUUCUGAGAUAAUGACUGCUAUUGAUUUCUCACUCAAAAUGGGUGGCCAUGAUCAUUUCGAAGCUGUCAUUGCUGACGAGAUUGGAGGAGGAAAUGGUAUGUCCACGUUCCCGACCAGUGUGUACUAUGACAUCCCCGUUGUUGACGGCGACUUAAUGGGACGUGCAUAUCCCUCUAUGGAGCAUGGGACACCAUACGUAUAUGGAGAGUCCAUCACCCCAUGUGUGAUCGCAGAUGGAAAGGGCAAUACGGGAGUUGUUAUGCAAGCGGAAUCCAACGCUCGAGUUGAAACCAUGUUACGCGCACAUUGCGUCGAUCUGGGACUCAAGGUUGCUGUGGCAGCCACGCCAUUGAACGGGGAAGUGAUUAAGAAAUAUGCAAUUCCCAACACAGUGUCGCAGGCCUGGUAUAUCGGGCGCGCAAUUCACAAAGCCCGAAGGUCGAAGACAGAUCUGAUCAAAGCUCUCUUUGAAACGACUCCAGGAAGGCUUCUGUACAGCGGCAAAAUUAUCGACGUCAAGCGAGACGUAAGCCGCGGCUAUACAAUGGGCAGCUGUACUAUCGCACCGCUGGGCAGUGAUGAGAAGGACAACGCAAGUCCAACGUCAGAAGAGAGCCGUUGCCUGGUUAUUCCAUUCCAAAACGAGUUCUUAUACGCUGCGUACGCUGAUGUUGCUGAUCCGGAUAAUUCUUCUCGCCACGAAGUCAUUUGCACCGUUCCCGAUCUGAUCUCUGUAUUGGGACAGGAUGGUGAGGCUAUUGGAUCUCAAGAGCUUCGAUAUGGCCUUCGUGUUAAUGUCAUUGGUAUGGCUGCACAUCCGUUGUGGACUGAGGAUGCGCGUGGCUUGCGUGUUGGAGGACCUGAAGGCUUUGGGUUGGAUAUGGAGUGGAAGAGCUUGGGACCGUAUCAGGAGCCUAGAAGUGUAGUGCACGAGUUCAACACAGUAGCUGAGUGA